AUGGAGAGGCCCGAGAUGGAUGGCUCGUCUGGUGUUCCGCAAGCCUUACAUUUGGAAUCAGGGGACCGUCGUGUCUCCUUCUCGGGGAGAGGUUUCGCUGCGCGCGGCCAGCCGCUUGUGGAGGCGCACACGAGCAAUAGCGUACGUCCACCUGCAGCGGAGAGGAGGAACACCCCGGGGGUGUUCUACACGUGCGCCCUGUGGAUCAGCCACACGCAGCGGACCCUCGGCGCGCUGAUUCAGUACAACAACGCCUUUAGUGUGUUGCUGGGGCUGCCCCGAUUCUGCAGCGCGUCGGGCAUGUUUGCGCAGGCUAAUAUAGAUGAUUUUAAUGCCAUCAUGCGAAAGAAAACGGCCUCGCUGCUCUGCAGACUACGGGGUAAAAAACCUAAUGAAGUCAAGAAGGUGGCCUCUCCAACAUCCUGUUACGUUAUUGCGACGAACGAGGCGAUUGUCAUGCUCAUACCUUUACGAAAUUUAACAGCAAUAGAGAGAGAAGUGAAAGAACACCAGCAAAUGCUCGGCUAUUGCAGACUUGUUAAGCUGACGGCUCUUAACAGCCGCGAUGUGUUCUUUAACUCUUUCCGCUGUGCCAACGCAGAAUUGAAGAAACACUUUAGCAAAUGCAGAGAUGGAGAGAUCCGUGUUCUCAAAGUCAGCAUUGAAGAAGAGCAACUGACAAUGGCAAAAGAAAUACCUACAAAUGGAAAUUGGGAACAAGACUUCGAAAGAUAUAUGCCCCAACUUAUCAUUGAAGAUCAGCCUUGCUACAUAUUGUACAGGUUAGAUUCCAAGAACUCUCUCGGUCACGAAUGGCUGCUGCUCAGUUGGUCACCAGACAGCGCAGCGGUCAGGCAAAAAAUGUUAUAUGCAUCAACUAAAGCCACUUUGAAACAGGAGUUUGGUUCGGCUCAUAUUAAGGAUGAAAUGCAUGCUACAACUAAGGAGGAAGUGAGUCUAAAAGGUUACAGAACACAUUUAAGUGGUAUUAGUGCACCGGCGCCACUCACACAUAGAGAGGAAGCUUUGAAGGAACUUCAACAAAGUGAAACCAACACUGACUACAGCACUGAUUCAAGCAUUAAACCUAUAAACUACCUGAGAGAGGGUAUCAUUGGAGGUGACCAUAUGGAGAGUAUAGUGUUCAUCUACUCAAUGCCUGGCUACAACUGUAGUAUAAAAGAGAGGAUGUUGUAUUCGAGCUGCAAGGGACAGUUCUUAGACAUUAUUGAGAAAAUGGGACUUGUUAUUGAAAAACGGAUAGAAAUCGAUGAUGGCAAGGAGUUGACAGAAGAGUUCCUAUAUGACGAAAUUCACCCCAAGAGAAACCUACACAGACCGGCGUUCGCCAAGCCAAAAGGUCCACCCAACAGAGGUGCUAAGCGCAUUACGAAGUCACAGCCUGCUCAGUAAUUUAAUUUAAUAAUAUUCAGUUUUGUAUCACCACCACUUUCUAUCCUAAAACAGCACUGAUGUGCUGCAAAUUGAUUGGUCCAGCACUAAUUUGCAAUUUUAUGAAUACUACCUAAUACCGUAAUUGUAAGGCGGCGGUUAUUUCUCACCAGGUGUACCCGCAAACACUGUUUGCCAUUAUCAACUAUUUUAAUAAGUUGGAUUUUGUAUUUGUAACUAAUAAUUCUCUUCAAAAAAUGUAAGUCUUUAUGGCUGACAGUUUACUGGAUCUAAGAGGACCUUGUCUUGGUUUUUUUUUAACCAAACAUCGCCGCUGAACAAAAAAAGAGUAACAAAAGUUCAUUUUGGUUAUUUAGAAUAGCUUACUUUUGUUUUAUGGAAAAAUAAUCAUUGACCAUACAAAAAAUAAAAGGUGUUAUUUUCAUAGCUGUUUCAUGGUUAUUGUCAGAGAUAUUAAUGGGUUGAGUACCACUUACCAACACAUUUCAGCGUCAAGCAUGUAAAAC
This is a messenger RNA of Hyposmocoma kahamanoa, 1919 nucleotides long. RefSeq names its product twinfilin (gene twf). The transcript is spliced from 12 exons. Bases 1 to 1413 code for a protein of 470 amino acids. Gene Ontology annotation, cellular component: actin filament; myofibril; cytoplasm. Gene Ontology annotation, biological process: regulation of lamellipodium assembly; barbed-end actin filament capping; actin filament depolymerization. The record is from RefSeq and is a predicted model, not a curated record. NCBI's taxonomy places the organism in Eukaryota, Metazoa, Arthropoda, Insecta, Lepidoptera, Cosmopterigidae. Gene Ontology annotation, molecular function: actin filament binding; actin monomer binding.